AUGGCGUCUGCGCAGCUGCGAGUGGCGGUGGACUGCUCCAGCAACCAGAACUGCAGCAUGGAGGCCCAGGACCUCCUCAGCAAAAAGGGGUUCGCGGAGUCCUACGGCACAGGUUCUCGCGUGACUCCCGGGCCAGCGCCGGACAAGCCCAACUUGUACGAUUACAGCACCACCUACGAUGCCAUCUACAGGGAUCUCCCCCGGAAAGACCUGGAGCUGUACACCCUCGAGGCCCAGCGGGGGGGGGCCUCCUCUUCUCCGAGCUCUGCCAGUGCGUCUGCCUCAUGGACAACGUAG
Eptesicus fuscus (big brown bat) is the source of this 297-nucleotide messenger RNA. RefSeq names its product RNA polymerase II subunit A C-terminal domain phosphatase SSU72-like. The record is from RefSeq and is a predicted model, not a curated record. Gene Ontology annotation, biological process: termination of RNA polymerase II transcription. Gene Ontology annotation, cellular component: mRNA cleavage and polyadenylation specificity factor complex; nucleus. NCBI's taxonomy places the organism in Eukaryota, Metazoa, Chordata, Mammalia, Chiroptera, Vespertilionidae. Gene Ontology annotation, molecular function: RNA polymerase II CTD heptapeptide repeat phosphatase activity.